Molecule: messenger RNA, 3800 nt
Organism: Kogia breviceps (pygmy sperm whale)
Lineage: Eukaryota; Metazoa; Chordata; Mammalia; Artiodactyla; Physeteridae
Gene: GARNL3
Product: GTPase activating Rap/RanGAP domain like 3
Biological process (GO): regulation of small GTPase mediated signal transduction; activation of GTPase activity
Cellular component (GO): cytoplasm
Molecular function (GO): GTPase activator activity
Source: RefSeq, a predicted model, not a curated record
CCGGCGGGGCGGCCGCUGCGCUCCUGCGGCAGAAGAGGGCGGCGCUGCGGCGCAGGGGGUGCAGCUUCGAGAGCCCCAGUACAGCACUGCAGCCUCCAGGCCCACUGAUGGAUCCGCUGACGAAAGGGUCCAGUGGGAGUCAGAUGGCACAGACCCUUCUAUGGAAAGCCAAGUCGUCUCUCUCCUUUGGCAUCCAGCCCCUGCAGACGUGGCCAACAAAAGACCCUGAAGUAGAGGCCCAGGUCAACCUCUCUGUCUCGGAAGACCUAGGCUGUAGACGUGGGGAUUUCAGUAGGAAACAUUAUGGAUCUGUGGAGCUGCUUAUUUCUAGUGAUGCCGAUGGAGCCAUCCAAAGGGCUGGAAGGUUCAGAGUGGAAAACGGCUCUUCAGAUGAGAAUGCAACUGCUCUGCCAGGCACUUGGCGAAGGACAGACGUGCACUUAGAGAACCCAGAAUACCACACCAGAUGGUAUUUCAAGUAUUUUUUAGGACAAGUCCAUCAGAACUACAUUGGAAAUGAUGCAGAGAAGAGCCCCUUCUUCCUGUCGGUGACCCUCUCUGACCAAAACAAUCAGCGUGUCCCUCAAUACCGUGCAAUCCUUUGGAGGAAAACAGGUACCCAGAAAAUAUGCCUUCCCUACAGCCCCACAAAAACGCUCUCUGUGAAGUCCAUCUUAAGUGCCAUGAAUCUGGACAAAUUCGAGAAAGGCCCCAGGGAAAUUUUUCAUCCUGAGAUACAAAAGGACUUGCUGGUUCUUGAAGAACAAGAGGGCUCUGUGAAUUUCAAGUUUGGGGUUCUUUUUGCCAAAGAUGGGCAGCUCACAGAUGAUGACAUGUUCAGCAAUGAAAUCGGAAGUGACGCUUUUCAAAAAUUUUUAAAUCUCCUGGGUGACACCAUCACUCUCAAGGGCUGGACAGGCUACCGUGGAGGUCUGGACACCAAAAAUGACACCACAGGGAUUCAUUCUGUUUAUACCAUCUACCAAGGGCAUGAGAUCAUGUUUCAUGUUUCCACCAUGUUGCCAUAUUCCAAAGAGAACAAGCAGCAGGUAGAGAGGAAGCGCCACAUUGGAAAUGACAUCGUCACCAUCGUGUUCCAGGAAGGGGAGGAACCAUCUCCUGCCUUCAAGCCUUCCAUGAUCCGCUCCCACUUUACACAUAUUUUUGCCUUAGUGAGGUAUGAUCAGCAAAAGGACAAUUACAGGCUGAAAAUAUUUUCAGAGGAAAGCGUACCACUGUUUGGCCCACCCUUGCCCUCCCCACCAGUGUUUACAGACCACCAGGAAUUCAGGGACUUUUUGCUAGUGAAAUUAAUUAAUGGUGAAAAAGCCACUCUGGAAACCCCAACAUUCGCCCAGAAACGUCGACGAACUCUAGAUAUGUUGAUUCGAUCUUUAUACCAGGAUUUGAUGCCAGAUUUGCAUAAGAACAUGCUUAAUAGACGAUCUUUCAGUGAUGUCUUACCAGAGUCGCCCAAGUCAGCGCGGAAGAAAGAGGAGGCCCGCCAGGCAGAGUUCGUUAGAAUAGGGCAGGCGCUAAAACUGAAAUCCAUCGUGAGAGGGGAUGCUCCAUCAAGCUUGGUGGCAGCGGGGAUCUGUAAAAAAGAGCCCUGGGAGCCCCAGUGUUUCUGCAGUAAUUUCCCUCACGAAGCCGUGUGUGCAGAUCCCUGGGGCCAGGCCUUGCUGGUUUCCACUGAUGCUGGCGUCUUGCUAGUGGAUGAUGACCUUCCAUCAGUGCCAGUGUUUGACAAAACUCUGACCGUGAAGCAGAUGCAUGUGCUGGAGGCCCUGGACCUUCUGAUUUUCAGAGCAGACAAAGGAAAAGACGCCCGCCUCUUUGUCUUCAGGCUCAGCGCUGUGCAGAGGGGCAUCGAGGGCAAGCAGGCCGUGAAGGGCAAAUACGACUGCAGAGAAAACAAGCUGGAGAAAACCAAAGGCUGCCACUUGUAUGCCACUAACACUCACCACAGCAGAGAGCUGAGGAUUGUGGUUGCCAUUCGGAAUAAACUGCUUCUGGUCACGAGGAAACAUAGCAAGCCAAGCGGGGUGACCGGCAUGUCACUGUCAUCUCCCCUGUCCGAGUCACCUGUUGAAGAAUUCCAGUACAUCAGGGAGAUCUGUCUGUCCGACUCUCCCUCGGUGAUGACCUUGGUAGAUGGGCCAUCGGAAGAGAGUGACAACCUCAUCUGCGUGGCUUACCGGCACCAAUUCGACGUGGUGAACGAGAGCACGGGGGAGGCCUUCAGGCUGCACCAUGUGGAGGCCAACAGGGUUAAUUUCGUUGCAGCUAUUGAUGUGUACGAAGACGGGGAAGCCGGUCUGCUCCUGUGUUACAACUACAGUUGCAUCUAUAAAAAGGUUUGCCCGUUUAACGGUGGCUCUGUUUUGGUUCAACCCUCUGCGUCAGAUUUCCAGUUCUGUUGGAACCAGGCUCCCUGUGCGAUUGUGUGUGCAUUCCCCUACCUGCUGGCCUUCACCACCGACUCCAUGGAGAUCCGCCUGGUGGUGAACGGGAACCUGGUCCACACGGCCGUCGUGCCUCAGCUGCAGCUCGUGGCCUCCAGAUCGGAUAUAUACUUCACAGCAACCGCAUCUGUGAACGAGGUGUCAUCCGGAAGCAGCUCUAAGGGGGCCAGUGCCCACAAUUCUCCUCAGACACCCCCGGGCAGAGAUACUCCAGUGUUUCCUUCUUCCCUGGGGGAAGGUGAGAUUCAGUCCAAAAACCUGUACAAGAUUCCACUCAGAAACCUGGUGGGCCGAAGCAUCGAGCGGCCUCUGAAAUCGCCCUUAGUCUCCAAGGUCAUCACCCCACCCACCUCCAUCGGCAUCGGCAUCGCGGCCAUUCCAGUCACUCACUCCUUGUCCCUGUCCCGCAUGGAGAUCAAAGAGAUAGCGAGCAGGACCCGCAGGGAGCUGCUGGGCCUCUCCGAUGAAGGCGGACCCAGAGCAGAAGGAGCACCAAAGCCCAGGCCAAAAGCCCGGAAGCGGGUGGAAGAAAACCAAGGAGGCCCUAAAGCAGGGACGUUGAGGUCAACUAGCAGCGAAAGGAUCACGUCGAGCUCCUUGGAAAGUCCUUCCACUUCCACUUCCGAAGCCAAUCCCGAGGCGCGUUACCAGUCGACAAGCUCCGACCCAGACCCUGUGGCUGAGCGAGAAGGCAGCCCAGUCUGGGGCAGCAGCCCCUUUCAGCUCACAGCUUCCUCGGACGAAGACAUUAUUGACUUGAAGUAAACAGAGUCCCAGUCGAGUUUACCAUCUUUAAUUUUCUUAUGGAGGUUUACACUCUUUAACCAGUUCCGACAUCAGUUCUCAACAAAAUGUGGCUUUUAGCCUGUCCGUGGUCUACUGGACCAAACCUUCUGCACCCUCGGCCAGUUUGGGUCACGCUCCAAUGUCUGGUGCCAUCUUAACCUUUGUUUUUUUCUGUUCAGGAACCAUCAGUACCCUUGUAAUUAAAGGUGGUAGAUUUCAUUGAGGUUUUAGAUUGAAACUUUGAAUAAAUCAAAAAUGUUCAUUCUUAUUUACUGCAACCUUCUCUUAUAUUUUAUAUACUUAGAUGGAAAAGUUAUUUUUUCAUUACAGUUUUGUUUUGUCACAUACUGUGUUUCUUUUAUAAAGAAAAGCCAUUGCUUUGAAAAUUUAUUAUAAAUAAGUUUUCUUUCUGCACCUUUGGCCCCUGUUGCUGUUUCAGUUCACUGUGAUUGGAACCAGCUGCGUUUCUGCCUACAGACUUUUGAGAAAAGCUGAAUUUUUAGAUCUUCAAAACUCCUGCUUCUUUCUCUUUGUGUCUCACAAAAAAUA